Molecule: messenger RNA, 12766 nt
Organism: Pocillopora meandrina
Lineage: Eukaryota; Metazoa; Cnidaria; Anthozoa; Scleractinia; Pocilloporidae
Source: the annotation of a GenBank genome assembly
UGUCAAUUCAACUUCAUCUACGAUGCCCGUAACUGAAGUACAGGUAUUUUUGAUUUGUUUUCCCUUUUCGCGUCUAAAAUUUUCCAUCGAUGUAGUAUUUUAUUUUUCAAAGGCUUGACGAAUAUUUUCCUGUUCAAACCGAUACGUCAACAGGCAAUUUAGACGUGUUCAAUACAUUUCAUUUUGUAGCAUACCAUGACAGAAUUACUGCCUAACUGACUUUAAAUUAUUGAUUUUUAUUUUCAGUGGAUCGGGGCCAGUUGUGGACGGCACAGCACUUACACCUUCUACAGAGGUUUCAGAUUAAUUGUCGAUGGCGUGGCAAAAAAUUUCUGUCUCGGAGAGUUUUAUUUUGUGAGGAAUUCCACAGACCAACCGAUAUGCAUAGCUGAACUACAAUUAGUUUGGUACGACGCGAGUACUGACAGCCAGCUUGCUUCCGCGAGGCUUUAUUUUAGACCCGAAGAUACUCCCGCAGGACGCCUUGCAAACCACGGACAGGUCAGUUAUUUAUAAAUUUACUUACCAGGGAUUUUAUUUCAUUUUAUUGCUUUGAUUUGCCGUUUUGGAGCCCGUAAAAUGGCCAAGGUUAACAAAUCUAAAAACACUAAAAAUUUGUUUGUUGAAGUUAUAAUGCUUCAUUGAUUUUGUGAAGACGUUGUUAGAAAUUUUGCGCUGGAUCGUCGAUUUCAAAUUAUCUUUUUUUUACCGUAGAAAUCUGAAAAAAUCAAAUUAUCUUUAAUCUUUCUUCACUUUAAAACUUAAAACAUGAGCCCAGGAGAAAGAAAUUAUGGCGUAUUAAAACGGAAUAUUUAAGCUCAGUGGAACACGCUUUUGUAUCUGUCUACCACUUGUAUGUCCUAUAUUUAGAUGAAUAUUUAUUAGAACUGAGAAAAAAUAAUGUGCCUAAAAUAUUUUGUUUUUUUAGUAGUGAUCUUAAGUUCAUCCAGUCGUAAGUGUAACACUUCUUGGCAAACUGAUCGAGAAACUGUGAUUUGGUCUUUUGUUUCUAUAGCGCGCCGCGAGGAAGUGAAAGAAUUCCCAUGUGCUGAACUUCAUUAAAUUUCAUUUCUUAAUUUUGAUAACGUCCGAACUGAUUUUAUAGUCUCUUAAUUGCCUGGAUAAACUGUUUAGAAACUCAAUAGUCAAGAGAUUCAAAUUGACAGUUUAUUGGUAAGUUCAGGACUCAUCGAAGUAUUUUAUCAGCAACAGCUCGGUGGUUCCAUGUAAUGAAGUUUUUACAACACCACGCAAUUUAUAUUCAUGAGGUCAUAUCAGUAAACAACGUUUUAUUCAUAGUGCGUUCCGUGCAAUGUUUACAAUUAUUUCCAAUUUUUUACUCGAUUAGGGUGCAAAUUUAAUUUAAAAUUUGCGAUCAUUAAAUUGAGAAAUGAAAAGUUUAUAUGAGUUCGAUUAUUUAAGCUAUAAAAACAGCUAGCGGUGUUUGAUGAUAACAAAAGAAAUUGAUUUGCAUUUUUAGCACCGCAAGUAAAAUUCACUCGCGAUGUUUCCGGUCGAGAGAUUGUAUUUCAGUUUGCGAAGUAAUUUUUAUUCUGGGCUAUAGUUUUGUUUUCACUAUUAUCAAUUUUACGAAUAAAACGCAUACAUAACAAUACCUGUUUUUCGGCGCUAUUUUAAGCAGAAAUUGACAUUGUAUGUGAUGAAAAAUUACACCUCUGUGCCUUCGACAGAUGUGUAUUAAGUCAAAACAAUAGGAAAUAUUUGAAUAAAAAUAAUAACCUGCUUGCAGCUUUAGAAAUCUAAGUAAGUGAAUUUUUCUCCCCUACCCGAAAACUCGUUUUAGAUCGAUUUCUCGACAAAAAAUAUUCGCUUUGUUUUUGGACGUGAUUCGGCAGAUUUGUACUAUUUUAAGAGCCAUUUUGAACAGAAAUCGAUGCGUGUAAACAAAUUACCACAUGGUCUUGAUAUUAAUUGGAAUAAGGAACCACGGAUUGUUUUCAUGAAAUAUUGUUUGAUGGUGCUCGUUUUGACGUUGAAAUUGCUAAAUGAUAGAUAUAGUGAUGAUGAUACGUACGGACUGAUUUAAGUUUAGUUGAAAAUACGGCUCGCAUUCUGUUGUAAAUUCACUGGUUACUUAAUACGUGUUGUAUUACAUUAUCUUUUUAUGUAGGAUUAAAUGGGAGAUCAAGUCAAUUUUUACCAUUGUUUUAAUUUUGCAUCCACUUUAGACGUCUAAGGGCAUAUUUUAGGCAAAAGAUUUUGAUAGAUCGCGAAAUUUUGUUUCUUAAAUGUGCUUCACACUAUAUUCUGGUUUGAUAAUUAAUCGCUCCGUGAUUCCGCUUGUCAGUUUCAUUGUUGAAAUAUCUCGAAUGUAUCAUUGAAUUUUAGUUGUGAUUUUUGUACGGGAUGCAAUGUCUCUUUCCUUGUAUUUCAUGUGAUUAAUACCAAUUAAAUAUCUAAAUUGUCAAGUUUGAUUUUUUUGGAAUUGUUUUCUUUGGAAAGGGUUCAACACUCAUCCGAGCUCGGUUAUAUGUUAAUUUCACUGUGCAAAUAAAUUACUCUGGCUCUGGUUGGAAGAAUUUGAAGUUCCAAGUUCUAAAUUUAGGGAUAAAACAAGUUCCUGUAUCACAAUAAACAUGUAUAAAAUCAAGUGAUUCAAUGUUAUUUAAUAUCUCUUAGUACUGAAGAAUAAAUUCAAGUCAAAUCUCUUGUGAGAGCUGAAAGGAUUAUGAAACAUAAUCAAGGGUAAUUCUGCUAUUUCUUGCCAAACCCAAUUAUAGAAUUCUUUCAUUUUGAUUGUUUUUAUUCCUCAAACUUGUUCAAUAAAUGUACCAAGUCUCAACCUUCAGAAUAAGUGAACACUAUUUGGAAAAUGUCACAAUUUGUUAUCUGUUUUUUGUUUGACUGUUAUUUGAUACAAUUAAACAAAAAUUUUAUUAAUUUCAGCGACAGUGCUACAUUUACUGUUUAAUUUAUUUCGGUCAUAAAAGAGUUGUUCCGUAAAAUACUAUUUAACAUUAACAGCUAAAUGUUAGUUGAUUAUUCUGAGUACUUGAAAGAGUAUUGCAAGUGACCACUCUUAUGCACUUCAAUACACUAUUGCCAAGACCAAGUUUGGCUUUAAGCACAUGUUCAUAUCAAAAGGCCUUGAAUUAAUUAGCAUUCUGUACUUUUUGAUGUUUAUCAAAUCAAAAUUUUCCUUCUUGCUGAGUUUGAUCUGCCUGUUCCCAUGUUUUAUUCAGUGAAUGUUUAAUUAUAAAACAGGGAACUAUUAGAUCACAUUUAUUUUUAUCUAGCAGUGUGCAAAAUGAACAGACUCCAUAACAGAACAUUGUUCCCUAGCAAGAACUGCAUUGUUGAUACACAUGUGCAGAGAAAGGUUGGAUAGACUGUCAGAUUUUUAGGCUUCAAUUAAUAAAAUUAUUUGAAUUGUUAUUACAUGUGAGUCUCGCAAGAUAGGAGAGAACAAUUAGCCCUUUACCCUAACACUUAGCACAGCCAUGGGUUUUUAGAUGCUUUUUCAAUUUUACUGUAUAUGGUUACAAGAGAAUGUUUACCAUGUUGUAUUAUUUGAAUCAAUGUUUUCAAUAAAACAUAACAAGGAAGUCAUACUGCUUUUCCUUUUAUUUAUCAUAUUUUUUUUCAUUUUCAAGGGAGUGAUAAGUGUAUAAUUUGGAUUGAUGAUUAAAAGGUUGUUGUUGAUACAGUUGUUAGCUAAAUCUUGGAUUAUUUUGAUCAUCUUACCAAGUUUACAAUGAAAUUUGGAAUAUCUGAGAAAUUUAACUUCUCAAAAUUGUGUGAAUAGAUCUUUGCAUCAGGUUCUGUAUCACUUCAGGGUACUCAGUCUCAUGUAAUUUUUGUUACGUUUAAACUUCUGUGGAUUUUGCAGAUUUUCCAAUAUCCACAAAACUAUAACCCUGCAGAAAAAGAAAAACAUAUUUUAGCACUCCAAAUUCAUGUAUUUCAGUUAAAUGAAACAUGCAUCAAGCAAAUCAAGUGUCAACUGGUCUGCCAACUCACUUGAAAUAACAGUGAAUGUACAAAUCAUCCACUGCUGUAAACUACAAUGUGGAUAACUCAGCUCAGUAGAAUAUAUAUAGAAUAUUUUUUUAUUUAUUUUUUUUAAGUUCUUCUCCUUGUUGAUGUGCAGCUGCUUCAGCAGAAAUUUUCUUAAAUUAUUUCCAAGCAGAAAUUUUAAUCAUCUGGACAAGUAAAAAUGUGUGCUUUCAAACACACAACAAAAUGGCAUUUCUGUAAUUGAAACUUCUUCAAAUUUUUCAUUCUAGCAGGCAAGAAUGUAAGGAAUCUAAGUGCAUACAGUAAAUGAACUUUUUACAAUUAAAAAUCAGUGAAGUUGCUUGCCAUUGAUGUGUUUUUGUAUAUUAGUAACAGUGGGGUCCAAUAUGUGCUUUAUUUGGCAUUUUUUUAUGUUUCGAGUUUCAAGUUGUGCAUUCAAGGAAUAAUUGGGUGCCUGGAAAUCAGACGUGAGAUCGGACAUGAACAUCCAGUGUUAUAGAACUGAAAUGAUUAUCAACUGCGCAAGGCCCAGAAUUUGCCAUCACUUUAAUUGGCCACCAACUGUGGUUUUUUCCCCCAAAAGAAUGCUGCAUGGACCUUUCUGUUAAAAUAUCACUUGUAGUUGAAUUUUCACAAACAAGAGUCACAUUUAGACCUUCCUUGCUGAACCUUGGCAUUACUCCAAAAUGAUGUGAUAAUCUUAAUUACUAAGGGAUAUAUGGUCAUUUUCAGGUUUUAUUAUCAUUUAUUAAUUUUUGUGCUUUGAUCUUGUAUCUGAUUGGUGAUGAUAGUAUUGUUUUUCUGUUCUUUUUAAGACUAUACGUCGAGUACUUUUUAUCCCACCUAAAAUUUAAUUCUAAUUUUAGGGUAUUAAAGCUGAAAGGCAUUUUGUCUAGACAGAUAUAAUAUUUGUAAGAUGACCUUGUAAAAUUUUUAGACAUAUUUUGAUAUAAUCCAACUUGUAUCUUAACUAAGUGUAGAUAGAAAAGUGGGAGCAGUCUUAAGUGCAAUAUCAUCUAACCUGGCUGGUGAAUUCUGUUCAUGUGUCUUUUUGGCAGCACUCACCUUCAUUGCUCUCUCAAACUAAAUGCAUCACAUCAUCAGUCUUUCAAAUGUGUUUUUAACUUCAAAACUCAAGCUUUCAGCUGCUUUAACUGCUCUCUUUGGUGAAUGAAAUGACGAGAGACCAGAAUUUGUAAAUACGUCAUGUGUAAAUAAACACAAAACAAUUAAUAUUUUAUUGAUAAAAUUGAUUCAUAGAUUUUAUUUUACAUGUGUUCAAAAUGACUGUAUUUAUUUGUUUAUAUUUAUUAGGAUGAGUUACUAUAUGCUGACCAGAAGGUUGUCAUUAAAUGCCACGACAUGGCUGUAUGGCAGAAUUCAGGACUCCAAUGGAAUUGUGGCAUGUUACCCUUGUGUGAAAGUGAUUUUGUAUGUGUCAAUGACAAAUACUAUUUGAACAGCAACAAUGUUGCUAAGGAGAAAGAAACUUUAAAAACUGCCAGGGAGGCAUGGAUGAAAAGGGAUCAUCCUCGCAGCCUCCACAUACUUACAUUUCCGGCUUAUUGUCGCUACAGAGCUCUUAAAAGGAGGCUUUUAUCGGGCAUGUUUUUGACAAGAGCCCAGUUGACUGCACUGGGUGGAGUUAUUGCGGAACACAAAAGUAUACGGGUGCUCUUCUGUAGAGAUAGUUUUCAUCAUCCCAGCUUGGACAAGUUUGAAUUAUCUGGUGAUAACAAAGGUAUGAAUAAUAUUGCAUGUUAAGGGUUUUUUUCUUUUUUAAGAAUUGUAGAAGGCAACAAUUGCAAGCUAACAGGAUACAUAACAGCUCCAUGUUUGAAGAAAAGCAAAGCUCAGGCCAUCCAAAUUUAGCCAGAGAAUUCAGAGUAGGAUCUGGAGAAUUCUUCAAUCUUUUAUGCUUAAUCCUUUGCACCCAGACAUUAGCAUUUUAGACAUUAGCAUUGUCCUUUAUUUUCAUGAUCUAAAUGAAUGGUUCACCAGUAUAAGAAGAAAUAAGAAGCUGGUCUCUCUUAUGGUUUUUCAGGUUUGGAAUAAUCUUGAUUUUUCCAGAAUUGUGGUCAGAUGUGAUUGUUUUUUUUCCUACAUAUAAACAACCAACUGAACUAUUUCUUGAUAUACAAGGCUGAUACUGAAGCUCUUGUUGCAGAAAAGAUUGAUACUUGUAUAUUAUUUUCCUGAAGCUAAGUGAUCACAAGGUGAAGAAAUGUAGCACAAUUGUGCUACUGAAUCUAUGCUCCAACCUAGUUCAGUGAAUGUGGACAUUUUUCAACACUGUCAAUUCCAAUUCAACAUAGAAACAGAGGACAAGAAGAGCUACCUUGUGGAAUGUCCACUGCAAAAUCCCUUUUUUUCCACUUUUAUUUAUAUCCCCUUUUUCUUUCUGUUUACCAGCACCAGUUCUGAAAGGUAGGCCAAGGAAGAAAAAGAAGCUUACUGCGCAAAACAAUGUGCUCAAGAAGAAACGGUUUGUGGCAGACAUUCAAAAUCACCUUGGAAAUUCACCAGCAGCAAAACGAUGCAAAUUAUCAGAGGAAGAAGAGAGUGCAGGUUCUGAUAUGUCAGAAGGUGUGCAAGACAAGAUAAAGGCACCUCCUGCAAUGGGAAGGAAAACUAAGACCAAUGGGCCACCGCCCUUAAUAAAGCCACGAAUACAAGUCAAUAACACAGAAAAGGCAGAAACAGCAGAGAUUCCCAAAAUUGCUGUUCAAGAUGUGCCAUUGGCAAAAGGAGAGCAUACAAAGAUCCCACCUCCUCUUAUUCCCUCUAGCAAGAUAAAGGCAGAUGUGCUGUGUCUCUCACAACCACUGCAGUCUAGUCAAAAGGAAAUCAGUACAAAUAUUUCAGAGUGUUCAAGGACCACACCUAUUCAAAAGCAAGUUUUCUCUUCGAACGCAAAGCUAAGGGAUGUUGAAAACAGUAUGACCAAUAAAAAGACUGUUUCACUGAUGAAACCACACUUGACUGAUAGAGUUCGAACAAAUGUUACAGUUAUACCUGCUUCAAGUUCAAGCUCUAUGUCAGAGAGUAGGACAAGCAGAGUACCAAAUUCCCACACAGAAAACAAGAAAACUUCAAAUGGGACAGCUGUCACAUACACCCAUAAUGUUGACAAUUCGAGAACACAGCCAGCCGUCCAGGCCAAUGUACAUCCACCUACUGUCUUGAGCACCCGACCAGUAACUACAACACAAGGCACUGUCAGCACACAGCUAGCAGCAUCUACCUGCAAUGUUAUGCGCAACCAACCUGUGGCAUGUUUGCAGCAGCCCAUAAGCAGUGUGCAGUCAGUUCCAGCAAAAUCUUUUCAAAAUGCCACACCAAUUUCAGGACCCAUUUCAUCUUCAGUGAACAUCAAUGAUGUUACAAAGCCAAGGUUCAGUAAGGAAAAUGAUGAAAAACAUUUCAGACCACCCUCUGUUUCAGAGGAGAAGAAAGAGAAUGAGAUGAAACAAAUGGAGGAAUCUGUUUUGUGGAAAAAGAAGAAGAAAAGACUGAGGAUGCCUGGAAAUGUCAAGGAUGAGGUACUGCAAGUGGCACACUGUGACAAAAAAUAGUUGCUUUUGAAGAGAAUAAAACUUUGAAAUGAACAUUUGCCAGGAUGGGGAUAUUGAUGGGUUAGGGCAGGAUAGCAGGGAGUGGUGCAGUUGUAAUUAAUUUUUUUUUUUUGAUAGCACAUUGCAACAAAAAUAGUUGCUUUUGAAGAGAAUAAAACUUCAAAAUGAACAUUUACUAGGGUGGGGAUAUUGAUAGGUCAAGGGCCAGAUAACAAUAAUGAUGAUAGUAAUCAUAAUGAUGAUAUUAAUGGCAGUGAACACAAAUCCUUUGAAUUUCCUGUGAAAAAUGCCUGCUUCUGUUAUGAAUAAACAGGUGUAUGAUGACGAUGAUGAGAAGUUCUUCAUGCAAACCUUACGUGACUUCAUGAGAAAGAAUAACCAGCCACUUGGCAAGUUGCCUGCCUUGGGCUUUAAGAAAGGUAUGACUCUUGUGUUUUUAAUACUUAACUGUUUAUUAAGUACACCUAUUUUUGUUACCACGAGGUCAUGGAUUGGAUGAAGCUAACAUCAAAUUUACAUGUACUUCUAUAAAUACAAAAUUGCAUCCAUAAAUACAGUACAUACAUACAUCCGUAGAUACAUACACUGUGCUUAUGUACAUGAACAUGUAAUUACUUUUGAUACAAAUUUGCAACUUUUCAUGCUCCCAAAGGUAGCUUGUACACCAUCUUUUCUGUUAGUUAAACAAGAAUUCGUAGUUCUAAGGAUGUGGGUGUUAAAAAUAUACAUGCAUCCCUGUGCAAAUCCUGAUGCAGAAUACUUUAAAUUUUUGAGGUUUGGAAAUUAAUUGUGCAAAAGAAUUUUGCAUGACAGGGGAAAUUGUAAAAUGGUUAGGGAGAAAAAUUUUCAAACUUUUUUUGCUCUUUUAAUUAUUUUAAUAAUCAGUUGAUGGUUGUCUUAUUCCCUCAGUUAAUCUGUGGACAAUGUACAAUACAGUGCAGAAAUUUGGAGGCUAUGAUGCAGUAAGUAUCAAACUAUUUAAACUCAGUAGUUUGUUGCUUUACAUUUAGUAUUGUAAGUGUUGCAAUUCCCUUUAUGAAACAAAGGUAAGGUAAAAGUUGAAAAGUAUGUUAAUUGGUUUGGAAAUUGAUUUUUAUGAAAAAAAUGUUUCCAGUAAAGUAGGGAAAAGUCUCACAGAAUAUGCAGGUAUCUGAAUUGGACACAGGUCCUGUUUCCUGGUCAUUGCACAUGUUUGCGUGCUAAUAGAAGUGCAGGUGUCUGAGGCAUUAUUUUCAGUCAGGAUGGGGAAAAAACCUCCCAUAGAAACCAACUCCCAUUAAAAAAGCAACUUAUUUUGACAUUUACAUUGUAAAUUAGUCCGAGAAAUUACUUUUAUUGGCCUAUGAAUCUAACCCUUGUAGUUUGGCUUUGAAAGAAACCUCCUAAGCAGUUGUAAAUGUUCAUCUUGUAGGUGACUGGGAAACGUCUGUGGCGACGUGUUUAUGACUCACUUGGUGCAAGUACAACUAUAACAAGUGCUGCCACUUAUACCAAGAGACAUUAUGAAAGGUGAGUUUGGCAGUAAGUUUUUCUCACAGUGGCCAUUUAGAAAUGAUUACAUCUUUAACAAAAUUCUUGGUUGUUUUUCUUUGCCAUGUGUCCAUUUUCCACAUAUCAGAUGGGUAUGCCAUCGUAGCUGUCCUUUUGAGAGUUUUUUUACCACUAGAUACCUUUCAUUGUCCUUUCCUUUAACACUUUGACUCCCAGGAGUGACCAGCAUGUAACUUCUCUCUAUAAUAUCCAAACAUUAUCCAGUAAACAGGUGAGGAGAAUACUCAAACUUAUCAGGUAGAGGAUGUUAUUUUGAUCUUACACUAAAUUCUUGUAACUAAUUUACAAGGAAAUGUCUGGCAGCUAGAGGGGAGAUUUAACAAUCAGAACUUGGUAGUUAAAGGGUUAAGAUACACAUGUAUGUUCUAAUUUCAAUUGAAUGUCAUCCAGUUACAUUUGCAAAGCUUUCCUUGUCUGUAAUGUACUGGUAUGUUUAACCUGCAGCUGCCAUGAUGAUAAAAAUAUUUUGGCAUGCAUUUUCUUGUCUGAAAUCUUGCAGAAAUUAUGUGUUAUCCCCUUAAAUUAUUUGCCUUUUCUUUCAGGUUACUCUUGCCAUAUGAGAAGCAUAUAAGAAAUGAUCUCAAGAGACAGAUGGAUGAGAAAAAUCCCCCUUUUGCUGACAGCUGUGGACAAAAAGAGCUUUUAGACAAAACCAAGAAAAAACCAGGUUUAACAGUCUCCAAUAGCAAAGCAGUGCAACCAAGCUUUCAUGUAGACCAGGCUGUCGUAGAGAAGAAGCAGAAUCAGGUCAUGGAAAGAGAUAGAAACACACAUGAUAAUAUUGCACCAGUGUCAUCACAGCAAGCAAUACCUUUAAGAGUGACCUCCACACCUGAUGUAAAGAGGAAUGUAAUGCACAUAGCCCAUUCUCAAGAAAUGAAACCUAUUAUAACAACAUCAGCCAUCACCACAGCCUCCUAUAUGCAAGAAAUUUCACCUGUGUCUGUGAAAUCCAUCACAGAAGAGUCUAAACUGUGGAGGAGCAAGUCAGUUGCAAGCACAGAGCCACUGAUCACCUCAUCCUCUGACAGAAGAGAAAAAGUUGUUCCAGUGCAACAAUUUUCACAAGAGGGAACUGUCACUCAAGACAGGAAACAGCAUCGCAGGGAAGAGAUUCGUAGCCAUGAGGAAACAAGUGCAAGAACCAACUUUGUCUAUGCAAAAAACACAGUUGGUACCAAUCUGAAUCAAGCUAUUCCACCACAGAGGGUCUCUAAAGUUGUGAAUGAUGAUAUGCGAGUGGUACCACCUUUACAGCAGUUAAAUACUGCUAACAAAGGAAGAGAGAUUAUUGAUUUAACAUCAGAGGACAGCCCUCCUGGGGUACAGUCUAGGAGUCACACUGUGCCACAGACUCAGAAAGAAAUGCAAGAAAUAUCCAAGGUGCAGAGACCAAUAAUUGGUGGUGGAGAAAAUGCCAGGCUGAAACAUUUGCAGCAAUCGCAAAUAAAACAAGAACACAAUGACAGUUCAAAGCACCACUCCACUAAAGAACUAAAACCCAAAGUAGAAGGAUCCAUAGUUUAUGGUGUGCAGCCGUACAGUGGUCAACCAUUUAAUGGCAACAAGGUUCCACCUCGUGUUCAUGAAAGCUCUCCUGGGUUUACAACAAAGAAAGCUUUAGAUGAAGUCUGUCCACCUCUAAAACAAGAAACAUCCCAUUCCAAACAGGAGAAGAAGAGGCAUAAACAGGCACGAUCGGAAAACUUAGAAGGCUGCUACACACACUCCCCUUCAUCAGAGAGUGUUGAUGAGCAUUUUGCAGAAUGGCUACGAAGACAGUCCACUGGGCAACAGCAACAUCCUAAAUCUAGCACCAGACAUCACUACACUCCAGAACUUGGCCAGUUAAGGUAUAACUAUGUUUCCGAGGACCUCUGUCCCCCAGACUGCUCUUGCUCAUUAUCAGCAAGCAGGAAAGAUGAAAUUAGAGCCCCUCCACCAAAGCCAAAGAAGGAUCAUUACGAGGAAGAGCUACCAUUUCAUGGUAUGACAUUUUACCCAGGAAGAUGGAGUCCUUCCUCCAUGAUGCCAGAUCGCCCUGAUCUUUACAUAACCUCUCCUUCUGCUCAUUUGCAAGGACCACCAGACGCACUUUCGAGUCACUUGUGUACAGCAUCCAGGAUUUUCAUCCCCACACCCCCUAUGUUUAGUCCUACCUACCACUUGGGUGUGGCACCUGUGGGUGCUCCGGCCUUGAUAACGGGCACAGAUGAUCAGCUACACAUUCACCCACAUUGUUUGCUGGGAUCAACUUAUCCUGGUACAUCGAACUCAAGGACACCAGAAGGAACCAAUUACCCAUUAUACUCUUUUACUUAAGUGACCAUUUUGGUAACAAGGACUUGAGAAAAAACUGUAACAGAAGCCCAUGUUUGGAUAGGGGAAAAAACCAUACUUACUUCACUAGAAGAGCAUCUACCAUAAUUUACACAAAUCAUUCCUUGUGCUCUGAAGUCCUCAAAAAUAGCCACUCCUGCAGAAUUUCUCUCUUAAGAUGCUAGGAUUCAAAAUUUACACAGAAUUACAAAAGUGAAUUUUUUAAUGAUUUGUUGAUAAAUAUCCACUCGUUUAAAAAGUAAUUAUUUUGAAAGCAGCAUGUGUGGGGCUGUUUCAAGUGUAGAUGCUAAGUUUUCAUUGAUAUAAAUAUGUAGUUAACGAUGUUAUCUUUCCACCGAGGUGGGAAUUUCACGCUUAAGUGUUGACAUGGUGUUAAAUUACACAUUUUGAAUACUCUUUUUUAGAAUAAUCAGCUGGUCUGAUUCACUUGUUAACUCAGGAGGUACUCACAUUCAUUAGCAGCUCUGAAACCCUCUGUUUUCAGUAGUCUCACCUAAGGCUUUAACAGUGUAAUUUUUAGGAAGCUUUCAUUUCUGCUGGCAUUGUAAAUAUAUUUAUUUCGGCAUUCUGAACUCAUCAUACAUCUUCCAGAAAUUACAUUAUCACGGUAGUUUGAAAAAGACGCAAACUACAGGUCACCUAUUAGAACUUCAUUGUUGGACCCAGGAAACAUUAAUCAUAUAAAACCCUUUCCCUUUCAAGGGCUUGUGUUACAAGUGUUAUAUGGUCAAUUUUUGAUGACAUUCUCUCAUUUUCAUUGUAAAUUUUGUGAAUAUAAGGUUGCUGUUUGUUGCAGUGUGAGAUAAAGGCUUUAAUUUUCAUCAAUUAGAAAUGAAAUUAAAUAGCAAGAGAUAAUUGCUUGUAAAAUUUAUAAUUUAUUAAUUCCACAAUGCGAUUUUGCUUGAUUAUUUUUACAUUAAAACCUGAUUAAUUACGAUUUUCUUAUUGAUGUGUUAUGGUUUAAUUUGUCUUUGGUUCAAAGUUCAUUUUCCUUCCGUCAAUUUUGUCAUCGUACACUAUCACAGGGACUACAGAGGAAGCUAAAAUUUGAACCAAAAGCGAAAUUAAACCCCAACAUAUACGAGCAACUCUUUCUCAAGGGCUGGUUCAGUUGAUAACUAUUUCUAAUGUUACAACUAUGUUACAUUUUCAUGAUUGCUACCCCGUAGAAUUACCAAACGUUAUAUUUUAAGUCAGUUUGUGUUGUAUACAUUCUAGUAGAGUUUGGACCAACUUUCUACCGUUCAUGAUGGUGAAAAUUUUAGUUCACCCAGUAUAUUGUCAUAUUGCAAAGGUGUGAAAUAUUUUUUAGGUGAACACGG